Molecule: messenger RNA, 588 nt
Organism: Aspergillus oryzae RIB40
Lineage: Eukaryota; Fungi; Ascomycota; Eurotiomycetes; Eurotiales; Aspergillaceae
Exons: 2
Coding region: 1-588 (195 amino acids)
Source: RefSeq, a predicted model, not a curated record
AUGAAGUUUCUGCAACGCCUCCUUCCCUUGGCUGUAGCCUUUCUGCCAAUGACCUGUGCACUGUCAGAUCCUGAAAUGAUACAAAGUGUUGAGCUGAAUUCCGACCCCAAGCCACCAUCCUUGAUCUACAAUGAUCCAGUCGGCGGCUCCGGUGGAAAGGACUUUUCAGUCAUCGCCGCACCCUCCGAGACAAUCGAUACCCUCCAUUUCUGGGUCGGAGAUGGCGCUGGUCAACCAAAAGUACUCCGAGGACUCCAAAUCACCUGGUCCGAUAAUCAAAAGAGCACAGUCUACGGAACAACGACCGAUGACUAUCAGUCCUUCAAAUUUGCGCCAGGUGAAAUCAUCAAGGAGAUGCAGAUCGCCAAGGGGAUACGCGCGGAUAGUAUAUCUUUCACAACAACGUCCCGCUCGUUCUUUGCUGGAGGUCACGGAGGGAAGGAAGUUACGAUGAAUGUGGGCAGUGGCAUACUUGUGGGUUUUCAAGGACGCGCGGCGAGAGACAUUGAUCGCCUCGGGCCUAUCUUUGCACAAGUUCAGCCCACUACGUUGAAGGUUGGGCAAUGUAUGGACUGUAGCCAGGAGUGA